This is a messenger RNA of Entelurus aequoreus (snake pipefish), 1561 nucleotides long. RefSeq names its product carbonic anhydrase 1-like. Gene Ontology annotation, biological process: carbon dioxide transport. Gene Ontology annotation, molecular function: carbonate dehydratase activity; zinc ion binding. The transcript has 7 exons. Gene Ontology annotation, cellular component: cytoplasm. The coding region runs from base 51 to 896 and encodes 281 amino acids. The record is from RefSeq and is a predicted model, not a curated record. NCBI's taxonomy places the organism in Eukaryota, Metazoa, Chordata, Actinopteri, Syngnathiformes, Syngnathidae.
GUGUGUUUUUUUUCUCUCCCGUAGAUAUAUAUAAGGCGUGCAGCUGUCAGAUGGGGGGUCGAUUAUCUAAAGCAGGACUGCAGCAGCUCUUGCAAAACUACAUUGAGGCAAAAAUGGCUCAUGCAUGGGGUUAUGCUCCUAGUAACGGACCAGACAAAUGGGUUGAGUCUUUCCCCAUCGCUGACGGACCGCGUCAGUCCCCCAUUGACAUCGUACCGGGCCAUGCGUCCUACGACGGCGGGAUGAAGCCGCUCGGCCUCAAGUACGACCCAUCCACCUGCCUGGACAUCCUCAACAAUGGCCAUUCCUUCCAGGUCUCAUUCAUGGACGACAGCGACAAAUCCACUCUGACCGGGGGUCCCGUCUCAGGCGUGUAUCGUCUCAAGCAGUUCCACUUCCACUGGGGGGCUUCUGACGACAGGGGCUCCGAGCACACCGUGGCCGGGAACAAGUACCCAGCUGAGCUUCACCUGGUGCACUGGAACACUAAAUAUGCUAGCUUUGGUGAUGCUGCUAGCAAACCAGACGGACUUGCUGUUGUUGGAGUUUUCCUGCAGAUUGGUGAUGAAAAUGCCAACCUCCAGAAGGUUCUGGACGCUUUCGGUGCCAUCAAGACCAAAGGCAAGCAGGUCACCUUCCCUGGCUUCGACCCCGCCAGCUUGCUCCCCGCUUGCCUGGACUACUGGACCUACGAUGGCUCCCUGACCACGCCCCCUCUGCUGGAGAGCGUCACCUGGAUCGUCUGCAAGGACCCCAUCAGCAUCAGCUCGGCGCAGAUGGCCAAAUUCCGCAGCCUGCUCUUCACCGCCGAGGGCGAGGCCGAGUGCUGCAUGAUGGACAACUACCGUCCCCCGCAGCCGCUCAAAGGGCGCCAAGUCCGCUCUUUCUUCAAGUGAACAUGUCCUCGCCCUUUUUUUUUUAACCCCGCUUCCCUUCUUUUUAGUCCUGGAGCGCGCCCCAAAACUCACGUAGCUCCACCUCCGUCCGAUCAUCCCUACAUGGAACUUUGAUUCCAGUUGAUUUAAAGCACUUCGCAGGUGUCGCCACGCAGGAAAGAAGCCAGCAGUUUUUUCCGGAAGCUUUUUGGGAGCUCUCGGGACGCUUAACGUGGACCAGACGGUGGCCGCUGGCGUUACGCAACUGACCCGCUUAUCGAUUUUUGGAUUUUCCCACAACAUCCAGGACAUGCAAGGUGCUAGAAAGGCCUCAAACCUGCUGAUGUGUCACCCUGUUUUUUUUUGUCUAACUUAUGCAAAUUGACAUGCCCUGAAAUGUAAACAUGUCAACAAAAAAAAAAGUGUGAUGUAAAGCUGAAAAGCGCACAAUCGCCACAGCCAAGAAGACGAGAAGCUGCCAAAAGACACGUUUUUACGCUCGAUAGCAGAGCUUUAGGAGUCUAAAGUCACCUCUUCCUACUGCUUUUCUUUAAUAAAGAUUGUGAUUCUUUUCUUUUUUUUUUAAGGAUGAAAACAAGCCUAAUUGUUCUAGUAGUUCUGUGUUGUUCUAUUUUGGAAGUGGACACUUGACCAGUGGAAUAAAUCUAUUUUAAAACUUAAAAAAA